Messenger RNA from Cricetulus griseus (Chinese hamster), 636 nucleotides. Lineage: Eukaryota; Metazoa; Chordata; Mammalia; Rodentia; Cricetidae. The record is from RefSeq and is a predicted model, not a curated record.
AUGAGUGCUGUAAAGAUUGAAGAGGCUUCCAUGGGCUUGCUAACACCUGAUCUCAUUACUACAGACAGCCUGCAAGAUGUAGAAAUAGGUAAAAAGCUCCAAGGAAAAUGUCUGAGAAUCAUCUUCACUGAGUCUCCUGUUAAGCUUUACUGCUGUUAUGGCGUGAUCAUGGUCCUCUCUGCAGCUGUAAUUUCACUUUCUGUUGCUUUGUCAUCAUCAGAAAAGAAAGAAAAUAUGGAGACAUGUGAUUGUUAUGCCACCUGCCCAAGAGACUGGAUUGGAUUAGGAAGUAAAUGUUUUUAUUUUUCUGAAGACAUGAGAAACUGGGCAUUCAGCCAGACCGCCUGUUUGGAACUAGAGGCCCAUCUAGCUGUAUUUGAGAGCCUAGAGGAGCUGAAUUUCCUGAGGAGAUACAAGGGGGCUUCUGACCAUUGGAUCGGCCUUCACAGAGAGUCAUCAGAACACACUUGGAUGUGGACAGACAACACUGAAUAUAACAACUUGGUUCCCAUCCGAGGAAAAGGAGAAUGUGGCUACCUGAGUGACAUGGGGAUCAGCAGUGCAAGGGAGCAUGCACCCAGGAAGUGGAUUUGUAGCAAGUUCAACAAACAUGUUUCACAGGUCCAAAGAUUUUAA